Molecule: messenger RNA, 702 nt
Organism: Exophiala viscosa
Lineage: Eukaryota; Fungi; Ascomycota; Eurotiomycetes; Chaetothyriales; Herpotrichiellaceae
Product: translation protein SH3-like domain-containing protein
Exons: 2
Coding region: 1-702 (233 amino acids)
Biological process (GO): translation
Cellular component (GO): mitochondrial large ribosomal subunit; ribosome
Molecular function (GO): structural constituent of ribosome
Source: RefSeq, a predicted model, not a curated record
AUGUCUCAAAAAGUCACAUCCCGCAUAUCAUCAUGUUGUUGGCGGUCUCUUCUCUCCGAGUUCCGCCCACAACAACCCCUCCGUCGCACACUGGUGACCCUCCAACGAGGUCCCGUCGAAAAACUCGCAAUCCCCGAAUCCCUCCCACAACAGUACUGGCCACAACUCUCCCCACGAUUCAGGCCGAAUCUUAGUAAAGACGAGAUUAAAGUCCACGAUGCACCCACCUCGGAAGCAGAAUCCUGCAAAGACCCCAUCGCGAUAAUUGAUCAAAGACAACUACGUCUACUCGACCCCACAGGCUUACGAGCAAGACUCUUCGACAAGACAAACAAAGACCGUGCGAUGGUCGGCGAUGUCCUUCUCGUCACAUUCAAGACCGGCGACCCUGUCUCCGGCACGAUACUGUCAAUCAAGGGCUCCGGCCCGCAUACCUCGGUUCUGCUACGAAACCACUUGACGGGUGUUGGAAUGGAGAUGAGCGUCAAAGUGCACAGUCCGCUCGUGCAGAGUAUGGAAGUGGCGCAACGGACGCCCAAGAGGAAGAGGCGUGCUAGAUUGUAUUACCUGCGCAAACCGGAGCACGAUCCGGGCAGUGUGCAAAAGGUGGUGGAUCAGUAUUUGAGGCAGAGAGCGAUGUUGACUGGUGGGAAACGGACGACGCAGCACUCUGGGCCGAGGACGAAGAGGGGGAAGAGAUGA